AUGGGAGCAUAUCUUGACAAACCGAUAACAGAGAAGGAAUCGGAAAGCGGUCAAGGGAACGGUUUGACGUAUGGCGCCACGUGCAUGCAGGGGUGGAGAGUGAAACAAGAGGAUGCACAUAACUGCAUACUUGAUUUAAAUGCCGAGUGGAGCAUGUUUGCCGUAUACGAUGGUCACGGCGGUGAUGAGGUAUCCAGAUAUACAGCGAUGAAGUUACCAGAGUUCCUUAAAGAAAGAGAGUUCUGGGCAAACGACGAUUUGGUCACAACUCUGCAGCAAAUAUUUAUUGAUUUUGAUGAUGUCCUAAGGUCAGAGGAAGUUAUGAAAGAGUUAAAGAAAAUGGCCAAGGAAAGUGAAGAUACACCAGAUCGUGACGAUGACGGUGAUAACAGCGAAGAUGAAAGCGACCGAAUUCAGACUAUUGAAGAGAGCUCAAUGCCACUAGAAGAAAUAUUGACUAGAUUUUAUAGGCAAGGAUACAUAAUUGGAAGGAAUCCAGUUAAAAAUAAAGUUUCACUUGAGGAAUUGAAUGCAGAGCAGGAAAGUGGUGACGAUAAAUGUUCAAAAGGCAAGCGUCAAAGUAGGUCACCAACGCAAGAGCCCGCUAAGCGAGCGAAGACUGAAGGAAAUGGGAGUUUAUUGAGUAUGCUGAUCACAGAUGGUGAAAACGGUGAUGGAGAUAAGGCCAACACUGAACUAAACGCCAACGAAAGCAAGGUUUCUGAGAAUCCUGUGGAGAAAUCUUCCAACGAUUCAUCUGAUGGAUGCAAUAGUAAUAAUGUCUCUUCGAAAGCGGAAGCUGACGCUGAGGAGAAGAAGGAAGACGAAAUAGAAACAACGACGCCAGUGAUUAAGACGAAGCAAAAGAAAACGCCAGUGAACGCAGAAAAGAAAGUUGAUGCUGCCGAUGAUGGAAUUAUGGACGAUGAAGAUUCCGAGGAUGACUCAGACUUUAACGAAGCAGAAGAAGAAGCGGAAGAUGAGGAAUGUGAAGAUGAAGAAGAAUGUGAAUCUGAUGACGAUGGUGAAGAUGUUGCCAUUCCUGGGGGUUUGGAAACACCCGGAGAGGAUUCCGGCACAACUGCUUGCGUUUGCCUUAUGAGUAAAGAUAGAAUCAUCGUGGCAAAUUCUGGUGACUCCAGAGCGGUUCUGUGCAGGGAUGGCACCGCUAUUGAUUUAUCUCUGGACCAUAAGCCAGAAGAUGACGUUGAAAGGACACGUAUUGUGAAUGCGGGUGGAUUUGUGAAUGAAGACGGGCGGGUGAAUGGUGGAUUGAAUUUGUCGCGGGCGUUCGGUGAUCACAGUUACAAAAAGAAUACGGAUUUGCCUUUGCGGGAUCAAAUGAUCACCGCGCUACCCGACGUGAAAAUGGAGACACUACAGCCGAAUGAUGAGUUCCUCGUAGUGGCAUGUGAUGGAAUCUGGAACUCACUAAGCUCUCAACAAGUUGUUGAUUUCAUCCGAGAGAGAAUAAAACAAGGAAAAUCUUGUGUGGAUAUUUCUGAAGAGCUUUGUGACCACUGCUUGGCGCCGUCAACGGCCGGAGAUGGCACUGGCUGUGAUAACAUGACGGUCAUUAUAGCUACGAUUACUCACUAA
Molecule: messenger RNA, 1599 nt
Organism: Necator americanus (New World hookworm)
Lineage: Eukaryota; Metazoa; Nematoda; Chromadorea; Rhabditida; Ancylostomatidae
Exons: 15
Coding region: 1-1599 (532 amino acids)
Biological process (GO): protein dephosphorylation
Molecular function (GO): protein serine/threonine phosphatase activity; cation binding
Source: RefSeq, a predicted model, not a curated record